This is a messenger RNA of Manduca sexta (tobacco hornworm), 4823 nucleotides long. It is a transcript of the gene Cht7, whose product is annotated as probable chitinase 10. NCBI's taxonomy places the organism in Eukaryota, Metazoa, Arthropoda, Insecta, Lepidoptera, Sphingidae. The record is from RefSeq and is a predicted model, not a curated record. Bases 264 to 3230 code for a protein of 988 amino acids. The transcript is spliced from 19 exons. Gene Ontology annotation, biological process: carbohydrate metabolic process; chitin catabolic process. Gene Ontology annotation, cellular component: extracellular region. Gene Ontology annotation, molecular function: hydrolase activity, hydrolyzing O-glycosyl compounds; chitin binding.
ACAACGGCGAAACGCACCGACUUUCGGUCGCUCAGUCCACGACUGUCUUUCAACCUGGACAGACGACAGGACCGUCACAAUUCAAUAUUCGAUUAAUAUAUACAUAAAAAAUAUCGAUUAGUUUAUAGUGAUCGACGAUUUGUGCCUUUUUAAAACUAACGUGCGACUUUUGUGAUCGACUGUACUUGUGCAGUACUGUGUUUUGUGGUGCGCAAGAUUUUUUUUCGUUUUCAAGUGGAAUAUUUUAGUGAAAAUCCGGGAAAAUGUGGCCACCAAGAUUACUGCGGUGGACCUUUACUAUCAUAUUGAUAGUAGCUGUCAUCGCACCAACAUCAGAUUCAACAACCGUCCGCAGAAGACUUCGCAAACCGUCCAAAGUUUCAACAUCAGUGUCGACCAGCGUAUCCAGGUCUACAGAUCAAGUGUUGUCAGCUAGUGUGAACAGGCCUAAGAUCCGUGGGCGGCCGAACAUAGCGAGCCGGAAAUCAUCGGCAGCUAUCGACAACUCUGUCACCACUGACCAUCACAAGGACAAAGAUGGAUACAAGAUUGUCUGCUACUACACCAACUGGUCUCAAUACCGCACCAAGAUCGGCAAGUUCAUGCCCGAAGACAUCCAGCCUGAUCUCUGCACGCACAUCAUCUUCGCUUUCGGCUGGCUAAAGAAGGGGAAACUUAGCUCCUUCGAGUCCAACGACGAGACCAAAGAUGGCAAGACUGGACUGUAUGACAGGAUCAACGUUUUGAAAAAGGCUAAUCCAAAAUUGAAAACUUUAUUGGCUAUUGGUGGAUGGUCGUUCGGAACCCAAAAGUUUAAGGAGAUGUCCGCAAGUCGCUACGCCCGGCAGACUUUCAUCUACUCCGCCAUUCCUUACCUGCGUGACAGGAACUUCGACGGUCUGGAUAUCGACUGGGAGUACCCCAAAGGCGGCGAUGACAAGAAAAAUUACGUUUUGCUGCUAAAAGAACUUCGCGAAGCCUUCGAAGCAGAAGCUCAAGAAGUGAAGAAGCCCCGUCUUUUACUCACUGCCGCUGUGCCCGUUGGCCCUGACAACAUUAAGAGUGGAUAUGACGUUCCUGCUGUUGCUAGCUACCUUGACUUCAUCAACCUUAUGGCCUACGAUUUCCACGGCAAAUGGGAACGCGAAACCGGUCACAAUGCACCCCUGUACGCGCCUUCUACUGACUCUGAAUGGAGGAAACAGUUGUCGGUGGACCACGCUGCCCACCUCUGGGUCAAACUGGGCGCACCUAAGGAGAAACUUAUUAUUGGUAUGCCGACUUACGGCCGCACAUUCACCCUCUCAAACGUCAACAACUUCAAAGUAAAUUCCCCAGCCAGCGGUGGAGGAAAAGCCGGCGAGUACACGAAGGAGUCGGGCUUCCUCGCCUAUUAUGAGGUGUGCGAGAUCUUACGUAAUGGCGGAACCUACGUGUGGGAUGACGAGAUGAAAGUGCCCUACGCAAUCCAUGGAGACCAAUGGGUUGGAUUCGAUGACGAAAAGGCUAUCAGAAACAAAAUGAGGUGGAUCAAGGACAACAACUUUGGUGGAGCUAUGGUGUGGACUGUGGACAUGGAUGACUUCAGUGGAAGCGUAUGCGGCGGUGACGUCAAGUAUCCGUUGAUUGGUGCUAUGAGGGAAGAACUUCGCGGCAUAUCCCGUGGAAAAGACGCAAAGGAUGUCGACUGGGCGUCAGUAGCAUCAAGUGUCGUGAUAGAAGUAACUGAGAAGCCUGAACCAAUCAAGAUAACUCUUAAAGACGUGCUCAGUCGCGUGAAGAAACCAACGAAGAACGUAGUGAUUAAACAAAACAACAUCGGCGCCGCAAUCGAUAAAAACAGACGAGAGCCGCAAGUCCUCUGCUACCUUACCUCCUGGUCCUCUAAGAGGCCGAGCGCAGGUCGCUUCAUGCCUGAGAAUGUUGAUUCCUCCCUCUGCACUCACGUCAUCUACGCCUUCGCGACAUUGAAGGACUACAAACUGGCUGAAGCUGAUGAAAAGGAUGCAGACAUGUACGACAAGGUUGUCGCUCUGAGAGAAAAGAAUCCCAAUUUGAAGAUCCUUCUCGCCAUUGGCGGAUGGGCAUUCGGUUCCACGCCCUUCAAAGAACUUACAUCAAACGUCUUCCGUAUGAACCAGUUCGUCUACGAAGCCAUUGAAUUCCUCAGAGAUUACCAAUUCAACGGUUUGGAUGUAGACUGGGAAUACCCGAGGGGAGCCGACGACCGCGCAGCCUAUGUAUCCCUGCUCAAAGAACUGCGCUUAGCUUUUGAGGGUGAAGCCAAGACGUCCGGACAACCUCGUCUCCUCCUUACCGCUGCUGUACCCGCAUCCUUCGAAGCCAUCGCUGCUGGUUACGACGUGCCUGAAAUUUCUAAAUAUUUGGACUUCAUAAACGUCAUGACUUACGACUUCCACGGCCAAUGGGAACGCCAAGUCGGACACAACAGCCCUCUGUUCCCCCUAGAAAGUGCUACCAGCUACCAGAAGAAACUCACUGUGGACUACUCAGCUCGUGAAUGGGUCCGUCAAGGCGCUCCUAAAGAAAAGCUUAUGAUCGGUAUGCCCACGUACGGAAGAUCUUUCACGCUCAUCAAUGACACACAGUUCGACAUCGGAGCGCCUGCUUCUGGUGGCGGUUCAGCUGGACGAUUCACCAACGAAGCUGGUUUCAUGUCGUACUACGAGAUCUGCGAGUUCCUUCGUGAAGACAACACUACUCUUGUAUGGGACAACGAGCAGAUGGUGCCUUUCGCUUACAGGGAAGACCAAUGGGUUGGGUUCGAUGAUGAGAGAUCUCUUAAAACUAAGAUGGCUUGGCUUAAAGAAGAGGGCUUCGGAGGAAUAAUGGUCUGGUCGAUCGAUAUGGACGACUUCAGGGGUUCAUGUGGAACUGGGAAGUAUCCUCUCAUCACCGCCAUGAAGCAAGAGCUCGGAGACUACAAAGUCAAACUUGAAUACGAUGGACCCUAUGAAUCAUCUGGACCUACUGGACAAUACACUACUAAAGAUCCCAACGAAGUGACCUGCGAGGAAGAAGACGGCCACAUAUCGUACCACCCAGAUAAGGCUGACUGCACAAUGUACUACAUGUGUGAAGGCGAAAGGAAACACCACAUGCCUUGCCCCCAAAACCUGGUGUUCAACUACAACGAGAACGUGUGUGACUGGCCUGAGAAUGUCGAAGGCUGCACCCACCACACCCAGGCACCCGCGGCGAGGCGGUAAGCCUUAUAUGUAGUUCACUGUUUAUGUUCAGCUAUAAAUAUUUUUCAUAACUUAGGCUUAAUUUUAGUAAGGUCCGAAUCAGCUAUGUAUAUAGCCUCGUAAAGUGUUCAAACAUUUUGGAUGUCUGUCAGAUAAUUUUGUAGAAACUGAUUUUGUGUUACGGUAUACGAGAAGGUGCUACGUUUGCUCAAUUUUGAAAAAUAAUAAAUAUCUAAAUGUUAAUCUUGUUGGACAAAAAUGAACUGACUUGUGAAAUAAGUGAUAUCGAUGUCAGAAUAUAGGUACUGAAAAAUUAAUAUUGUUAGAUAUUAAAUAGAAAUAAAUUAUUAUGUUUGGAUACCACGAAAUUAGUUUCUCAUGUUAAAGGAACGCUAACAUUUUGUAAUAAAUUUAGUAAUACAACAGUAACAAACAGAUAAAUCCACCUACUAUAGGUACUUAUGUAAUUAUUUACAAUAAUAUUUAUUGGCGUUUAGUUUGCAUAUCGGAUAGUUGAUGAGAGGACUAGUGUGAUAUAAUGUAAAUUUCUUAACAUUAUUUGAAAAAUAUAAACAAUAGGUCUAUCUAUAAAUCUUAUAUUAAAUUAUGUGGGCCAAUUGCACCAACAAAAUUAUAGCUAACCGAGACUAAAAAUGCAUUCGUUCCAGUCAUUUUGAAUCCUAAUACUAUUAUUAGGAUACAAUGACUGAAAUAUUGACAAUGUCAUUAUUGACAGCAUUAUUUUUAACUCUCGAUUAAGUUGGAUUCAACAUUGUUUUGUUGGUACAAUACCCCUGAUAUGUAAAGAUGGGACAGACAAAGUUUUUUCUGAUCGUUUCUUUUGCAACUUAGAGCGUCAUGUAUAAAAUUUUGCUCAAUUUUUCAAAAAACGUGAAGUUAGUAAGCUUGUCUGACCUUUCUCCCGUUACGUAUAUUUUUCUCUCCCAAAGGUACACAAUAUGCCAACCGAUUGUAACGAAUCUAUGAAUAAUAAAAUAUGCUCUCUCUUUUUAUACAUUGCUUACGACACUUAUUUUAGUGGUAUUUUUUAUUUUGUUCUUUAACAUUUUUAUAUGAAGCAAAUUAUAACAAACAAUUAUAAUUAACAUAAUAUUUUGUGAAAUAAUUUUUGUUUCUAUGGGAUAUUUUUGUACCUUUAAUUUACCACAUAUUUAUUUUAUGUGCGUAAGUAUUUAUCUAGUUGCGAAUUGUGUAUUUUUGGGACAAUGAUUUAUUAUACUUUAGUUACAAAACUGAAGCUUUUAUUUUAUAUAAUAUGUACAUUAAUUUCAAAUACUCAACUCAGCUAAAAUCACUGCCUUUUUUACUGCCUAUCGUGGUCUUAGAAAAAUGAAAAAAAAUUAUGUGUUUAUAACACGUGACCGAUUCUAAAGUUACUGACAAUUUAAACGUCAACGAACGGUUAAGUUAUCGUUUAGUUCAGGUGUUACCCACUACGUUAAAGAAGGGAAUAAAAUGUUAAGUGGUCACUCGCUAGUAACUUUAGAAUCGGAACUUUAUAUUAAUUGUAAUAAUGAAUUACUUAUAAGCUUGUAAAUAUUGUAUUUAGAUGCAAACGAGAUGUAAGAGUAUUAUUAAAGAUUUUUUUAAUAA